Molecule: messenger RNA, 10622 nt
Organism: Lethenteron reissneri (Far Eastern brook lamprey)
Lineage: Eukaryota; Metazoa; Chordata; Hyperoartia; Petromyzontiformes; Petromyzontidae
Product: astrotactin-2-like
Biological process (GO): neuron migration; neuron cell-cell adhesion
Cellular component (GO): endosome; membrane
Source: RefSeq, a predicted model, not a curated record
UCACCCCCCCUCCCGCCCGCCUCCAUCACCUCCGCUCCGUGCGCGCUAUUCCUCCCUCUCCUCUUCAUCGCUACUGCUGCUGCUGCCGCUGCUGUAGCCUCAUCUAGCACGGCCGGGCAGCUAUAAUGGCCGCAAAGCCGCGGCUCCUGCCCGUGCCGUUCCCAUUCGUGUUCUCAUCAUCGGCAGCUGCUCCAUCAUCGUCGCUCGCGCUCAUCCUCAUCCUCCUCCUGCACCCCGCGUUGUCAUCUGCGUCCGUGGCGCACUCCGGCUGUCGGACACACACGGUGACCGUGUCCACGCUGCCGGUGUUGCGUGAGAGCGAAGUGGCUUUCACGGUCUCUCCUCGAGCUCGUCGUCGUCUGCCGCCGAGUCCAAGCUGCUGUUGUCCAUCAGGCACGAUCCUCCCCGGAGAACUGGCCAUCGCGGACGACCUGGAGAACACCGAGCUGCCUUACUUCGUGCUCGAGAUCAUGGGCCCUGCCGAGGAGCUUCCCGCCGUCCACUGGCGCCAGCGGUGGCUGGAGAACGGCACGCUGCACUUCCGCGUGCUGCGCGACAGCGUGGCGCUGCGCUCCCCCGUCGCGGUGCCCACCCUGCGGCCCAACUCACAGCAGCUCGAUGAGCAGCUGCACAUGCUGCACGUCUCCGUCAUGGGCGGUCUCAUCGCGCUGCUGCUGCUGCUCCUGCUGCUCACGCUCGCCCUGUACACGCGCCGCGGCGGCGGCGGCGGCUCCUCGGGAUGCUGCCGUGCCCAGCGCCACCGCCCGCCGAUGCCGCCGCAGAAGAGCGCAAGCGCCGAGGCGGGCGACGAGAUCCACUACAUCCCGUCCGUGCUGCUGGGCGCCCACGGUCUCGACUCGCGCCGCUCCAACGCCCGCCUCCUGCAGGACUCGCACGCCGACGCGGACGGGACACCGGUGCGCGAGACGCCGAUCCUGGACGACUUUGACUUCGAGAACGGCGUGGGCGUGAGCGGCACGGUGCAGCGCAUGAACCACCGGGGCGGCGGUGGCGGCGACGAGGAUUACGGGAGUCAGGUGACGCGCACGCUCGAGAGCCUGGGCCGCGUCGACGAGGACUGCCACGGGCACUGCGACGUGAGCCCAGGCCGGGACGAGACGGUAGAGUCGCUGGUGAUGAAGUUCAAGGAGAGCUUCCGCGCCAACGCCCCAGUGGAGCUCAACCGGCUGCAGCAGAUGCCUACGCCGUGCGGCUCCGACAACCGGCGCAAGCGGCGGCGCCGCAGCCGCAGUCGAGGAGGCACCAGUCUUUCACGUGGUGGGGAGGACUCCGGGACAGAUGCGGAUGACGAGACGCAGCUGGCGUUUUAUACUGAGCAGCACCGCGGACGCAGGAAAAGCCGAGGCUCUCCCCGGAGUCCCGUUGGCAAGACGACGCUGGCCCUGCUGAGCGUGACGACGUGCGCCGUGGCCAUGGUGUGCGGCGUGCACCUCGCCUGCCCGCUCACCGUGCGCGUCACGCUGCACGUCCCCGAGCAGUUCGUGGCCGACGGCAGCGUGUUCGUGCUGUCUGAGGGUGCCCACCUGGACGUGUCGGACUGGCUCAACCCGGCCAAGGUGGUGCUGUACCGGCAGGGCGCCAACGAAUCGAUCCCGUGGGUGCGCGACCCCUGCGCCGAGCGGACCCUCAGCCCCUGCGAGCACCUCUGUGACCCCGAGACCGGAGACUGCAGCUGCCGGGAUGGCUACCUGCCUGACCCUGUCUACAGCCACCUUUGCGUGCGCAAGCAGUGGGAACUAAACCAAGGGCCCUGGCCGUACACCACGUUCGAGAGCGGUUACGACCUUCUGAACGGAAAACAGCCGACAGACAAAAUCUUCAGGUUCACGUACGGCAUGGGCCAAGGCUUGUGGCUGCCCUUCAGCAAGACGUUCGUCGUUCCUCCCGUCGAGCUGGACAUCAGCCCACUGGCCAGCUGCCGCACGGACCUCUCCAUCACGGAGGAGACAGCCGAAGUCCGGGAGGAGGCGAUGCGCUCGACGCAUUUCGAGUCCCUCGAGGAUCUGCUGGACUCGUUCGGCCCGGUCCGCGACUGCUCGCGGGACAACGGUGGCUGCACGCGGAACUUCCACUGCGUGUCUGAGCGUCGCAUCGACUCGUCGGGCUGCGUGUGUCCUCGGGGCCUGCGGCCCAUGAAGGAUGGGUCUGGCUGCUACGACUACAGGCUUGGCGUCGACUGCUCGGACGGGAUGAAUGGGGGCUGCGAGCAGCUCUGCCUGCAGCAGACGGUGCCGCUGCCCGACGAGACGUCCUCGUUCAACAUCCUCAUGUUCUGCAGCUGCGUGGAGGAGUACCGCCUGGGUCUGGACGGGCGCUCGUGCAUCCUGACGUCGGAGCCAUGCCCCGACGCGCCCGACUGCCCGUCGGACGUGCGCCCCAACCCCAACGAGACGCUCUUCGCCGAGAUGCUCCACGGCCACGAGAACUCGUCCGGGAGCCUCGGAGGCGGUAGCCACGGCGGCGACGAGAAUCGCACGGAUCACCUCGGCAACGGCACCCGCUCGAGCGACAUCACCAGGGGACUGAUCUUUCGCAUGACCUUCCGGGAGAACAACUUCAUGAAGGAUUUCCCGCAGCUUGCCGACGGACUCGAGGUGAUGCCUUUGCCGCCCGACCAGCAGUGCCAGGCUCACCUGUCUGACCCCAGCCCUGCCCUGCAACAGCUUAAUGGCCACGUGAACUACAGCGUGGUGACAGGCUACCCCAUCGAGCAACACUGGACCCUGCGCAGCAAUUUGAAGAGAGUGACUCUCAGCACACGCACCCUCUCCCCGGGCUUCGUCAAGGCCAUCGGAGCCCUGAGUCCCGAGAGCUCGCGGGAUGAGUUCCUCGCUCUGGCCGCCGACUUCGGAAGCCGCUUCAUGACCGAGGCGCUGUACGGCUCCGAGCGACACUGCACCAUGCGCUUCCCGAGCAAGCGCCUGCAGCGACAGAUGUGGAUGCAGUACCAGAGGCUCAGCAAAGUGAUGCACGAGUCGGGUGGCGAGACGCACCGGGGCCGCGACCCCAAAUAUACGUCUUUCGCGGCGUACAUCUCCGGGCUGGCCGGCGGCGUCAUCGGCGGCGGUGGUGCCGGGGAUGGCGCGGGCAUCCCGGGGCUGGAGAUGAGCUGCUGGGAGAAGGGCGGCUGCCCGCCGUCAUGUAGCCUCUGCGCCGAGCAUGGCCAGCCGCACGCCACUGGCCCCACGCCCGUGCUCCUCGAGGCCGCGAGGACCUCGUCCGUCUGCGAACUCCUCCACGACAAUCGCACGCGGGAGGCGUGCCGCACGGCCAUGCAGAGUGCCGCCUGGUGCUCGGGGCGCGGCGAGGUCGUGGGGAACUGGUGCCGCUGUGACCCCGAUGCCUUCGACCACCAGGGCCUCCCCGACUGCGCCCCCCUGCCACGGCCCACGCUGCGGCUCUCACCGGCGCUGGAGCCCACCAGCACGCUGGUGGCACUCGAGUGGGAGGACCUGGAGCCGCCGGUCGGCGCCCGCAUCGUCGACUUCGAGCUGCAGUACGAGACGGUGGCCGAGCCGGGCGUCCGCGGCGCCGAGAUGCACUUGGGGGGCCUCGCCGACUCCUGGCAUGGCCUUGAUGCCAAAAAGAACUACCUGAGCUUCACCGAGGACCUUCUCUCAGGAUCCAUGUCGCCCUGCGUUGUGAUUGGCCGCAACGUCAAAUCAGGCCCCCUCCCCGGCGUCUUCACGCUCAUCUUUCAGUGCCUGCGUCCCGACACACUUCACAAGUUCACCCUGCGCGCCGUGGACAGCACGGGGCGCCGCUCGGAGCCGUCCUCGCUUGUGAUGCGCAUGCCCUGCGAGGUGGUGGAUGACAACAAGGCUGAAGACGUGGCGGACCGCGUGCACACGCUCUACAACGGCUACACCAGCGGCAAGGAGCAGCUGUCGGCCUACCAGCUACUCAUGGAGGUGACGCCCUCCGCCCUGCACCGCGUGCAGCGCCACUACAACAAGCACUACGGCAAGUUCGGAGACUUCGCCUGGCGCACCGAGGACGAGCUGGGACCCCGGAAGGCCAGCCUGAUCCUGCGGCGCCUCGGGGAGGUGAGCGCACGCUGCGCCGCGCUGCUCACCGAGCCGUCCAUCUACAUGCACACUGUGUCCAUCCCGUACUUGGUGUGCCGCGGUCUGGGGGGACCCCCGCCCUGGGGAUUCCUGCGACCCUCCGACCUGCCGCGCGUCUGCGAGGAGCGCUGGCUCAGCGUGCUGCGAAACUUCUUCCCGGAAAACGCCGAGGGCUAAAAAAUUAUAUAACAGAUCCAAGAGUAGGCCCCUAACCCGCGGUAGGGCAGCGAGGCCCCCAGGUGCCCUCGUUCAUUCGCGAAUUUUGAGAGUGCGUUACGCCUGGCUUUUGUUUCAUAUAUAUAUAUACGUAACCUGUUGUUUCCCCCCCCCACGUCUUUUUGAAAUUCCCCACUGCAUUCUGGGUUCUUUAAUGACGAUUAAAAAAAAAAGUUUACAAAAAAAUCCAACAGUACCCCGACAAGCUUAGCGCAGAGACAAUGAUGAUGGUGGGCACCGAGUGGUCCCUGUUGGUUGAACCCAGUGGUUCUUAACCUGGGGUGCACGCUGCACCCCCUGGGGGUACGAGAUGCCCUUUCUUGGGGUAGCGAGGCAUGGCCAGACUUUGUUUAGAAGGUAAAUCAUCGAAAACACAAAUUUAGCACGGGCACGUGAGUACAACCCCUAUGUAUUUAUGACCAUUAUACUUACAUUUUUUAAUGAUCGAGAACCAAAGGGGUGCAAGGCUGCAGUCAAGGUUAAGAACCGCUGGUUCAAUCAGCCGGCGGCUCCGCAGCGGUGAUCACUUGUGUCCGGCGGCGUAGCUUUUGUACGCUCUUGUGGCUGUGCAGCUCUCCGGCGUGGUUUUCGCGGCCGUGCCGCUGCGUGUUGUUCGGCACGAAGCCCUGACGUUUCUCUUGCGCCUGCUUGGGAACUUCUUCCGAAAGGGUGCAUCGGUUCAGUUCCGAACUCUCUGAAUUGGCUCUUCAGUCCUUGAAGGUGAAGUUCUUAGCGCGUGGAGCAAAGCGUCGGACUUGGCGCCAAGCAACGCGCGGUACGAGUGGUAAUUAACUCACCUUGUGGCGUCAGGUCGAGUACGACCUCUGGUGACAUCUACGACCAUACUCUGCCCUCCACACCUCGCUGCUUCACGUUGCUGGGUUAGUGUAAGGCCUGUGGUGUUCUUGAUGUCGUCCAUCCACCUCUGAGUUCGGCAUGCAGAUCCUAGAUGUCAGUGAACUCGGAUGGACAGGAAUGGGGCAUCUUCUUGGUUCUUUCAGUAAAGUCACGUAGAAGGGAAAUAAAACAUAAUAAAAUAUUUAAUUAUGUUUUAUUUUUAUUAUUUUAUUAUUUCCCUUCUACGUGACUUUACCGAAAGAACCAAGAAGAUGAAUCCCUGCAGUCACGAAAGCUUUAAAUCGAAAAAAAAGGAAUGGGGCACUAUAAUUCGGACGACCGUAACAUUCUAUACUCGGGCCACAAAUCGUACAAGAAGAAUGGAGUGAUUUAAAAGAGGGCAUUUAACUGCUGCGCCUGAAUAAACACGCUUGGUGGUAGCCGUGUGACCUAUGGAAAUCUGUGAUGACCACAGCCUUCGAUUUAAACACUGGUGUUUUAUGUUAUUUUUGUUGUCGUGUUUAUUUUAAAUCACCGCACUACUUUUUCUAGCAUAUGCCAAGUCGGUGUAAAUUAUACGUCCGGGUUUAAGUUUGUGUGCCAUGUGGUAGCUUCAGGGAGGAGUGGGCCUUGUGGAACGCGUCAAAAGACUUCCCAUUGAGGCUUUGGUUAGGAACCUCGGCAGAAAUCCGUGGCGUUCGCCAGCGGUCACCAGUGGACCCCGCUUCAUUCGAUUGUCUCGCGUGGCGAUCCCAGAUUGGUUUCCAGGAUCUCAGUCGAGUUCGUGGAGGGUCGAACAAGGUCUUGGUUUAACGAGAGGUUUAUCGGACGACGAAGAAGAAGUGUAGUUGUGAGAAAAGUGAAUUUCAUUUGCAUACACUUCCCCCCGCAUUUUAAAAUGUUACAUCAAGCAACUCUACGUCUCGUAUUAUUUCUCGAGCAUGGAAGAGUAGGCCAAAACACCCUUUAGAGGGUCUCUAUAGAGCUCCCUCUAGUGGCUAUCCUUCCUCUAGCUGUGAUGUGGUCAAGACAUUGUAGGGCUGCACCUUUACCUUCUACUUCAAGUGAGGCUUGCUUCGCACUGUGGCUGUCUUCCCACAGUCCCUUGCAGCUCAAACACUUUGACGCGAGUCUUUAUGUUUAACGGUAUGUUUUUGUUGCAUGCAAUUAGUUUGGCUUAUCAAACUUGCUUUUGUUUAACAACUAAAGAAAGGAGAAUGUAGAUACAUUUUCAUUGAUAUUUUUGGUUUGUUCACUGGACUGCCGUACAUUAUGUGUUCUCGUGGUGGUUUUCUUUAUGUCUGCAUUACUUCCAUGCUUGUGUGCCGGCUGGCGUGUUUGGUAGAUGUGCUCGUGAUGUGGAGAGCGCCAAGUGCCGUGGUGAAUGCAUUGCAUGGCAAACUUGGGUGACCCGCGUUCAAUUCCCGGCUAGAACUCACACUUGUGAAACAUAUCUCAAGCAGUCCAGGGUCUUCCCAUGAGGUCAACUCAACUUGAAUUGAGUAUCUGCCGGGGUGUGUGAAAAUUUUCACUGGGGAGACAAAGGUGGCUGGGCGCUGUAACUGCCACACCACUCCCUCGCACGCUGUGCCGGCCUUGUAUUUAUGUUGAACUUCUUUCGCGCCAUACAUCGGCAACCGAGCUUUUCGGAGGUGCGGGGGAAGGAUAACAAUCUAAACACAAAAAGCAGUUCUAGAGAAAUGCCUUUUAAGUCUAGAUAAAAAACAAAGUGCAUAGCUCCAGUGGCUUCCUAAUACCGAAAGAAAGAGGGUUCCUGACGGCCACAGAAGCACACCUGAAAGCGCGCGAUGCAUUAAUUGUUUUCGUCCGACGGUUAGCCAAAAGCCACUGCGAGGAUGACCGGAGUUUAUCGUGAUGGUGUACGCUCCUCUACGAGAUCAGCGAGGUCAAUAGCUGCUCGCAAACAGCUAUCACCCCAAAUGCUACACGGGGAAUCUUUGUCUCUCUGUUGGUGGGAUGCAAUUUGACCACCCUUGUGGUUUACCCGGAUUUGCUCAUCAUGCCAUCGCUCAUGAUGACAUCACGGCCCACAGGAUGGGCAACUACCCCGAGACAUCGCAAUGUCAAAGCAACGUUUGCCUGAGAGAGAGGUUGAGCUGUCGCCGCGUUGACUUGUUACGUCUAUUUAUGGAAACGGCUCCUGACAAGUCGCUAUCAAAUAUUCCCAGCUCAGUCUAGCCAUGCACCACCCCUUCCCGACGUCGUUCUUGGCCAGAUGGGUUUGGCAGUGUGACGUGUUGUUGAAUACGAAUAGCAAUUGAGUUGAUCGCAAGAAGAUUAGCGAUGAUGAUGAUGAUAGCCUACAAUCCAUUGUCAAUCCGCUGCUAGAUGAAGGCGUCCCAAAGCAUGUGUCGGUCAUGGGUGUUUGACUAUACUUCACCAUGCUGGUCAGUGUGUGUUUGUGAAGGUGGUGGGGGAGCGGAGGAGGCAGGGUGCCGCGGUAGUGAGAUGUUAAUUACCUCGCCCUGGCAUACAGGAAGUCAUGGGUUCGAUCCCGAUUUUGUAUUUGGCUGCGAUACAUUUCAACAUGAUAAGCCACUUCGUUGAGCUAUCGUUUGUGGCCAGGUCGCUUUUGAAAAAGAGCUAUAGAGCUCAGUUGACCUUACCUGGUAAAAAAAAGAAUAAUUUAUAAUUGUAGGGCAAAGACAGCCACCCAUUUUAUUCUUGACCAGGAAUUGAACUUAAUCUUCUUGGUUCUUUCGGUAAAGUCACGUAGAAGGGAAGUAAUAAAAUAAUGAAAAUAAAACAUAAUAAAAUAAUUCUCACGACGUUUCAGCCACAACGCAAGCAGCCGUCCUCAGGUGAAGCCAGGUCUGUCGAGGCGACAACGUCUGAAUGAAACAGCACACGUGCUUGGAGCAUAUAUAUAAGCUGGGUUGAAAGGGGGGGGCGCCUUGACAAAAUAAUUUGCAUAUCAAGAGGAAUCCAGCAUACCCAUGGGAAAUGCAGGUAUGUGAUUAGUACUUCUUGUGUCCGUGCAUUAUGCAGGAUUAGAAAAAUGUAACUUAAGUUACACGGUUCAGAGUUCAGCACCACUAACCGCUGUGCCACUGCUCCAGAGCCAUUAUGUUAUUUAGUUUAUCCAGAUCUAAAAAUGCCAGGCCCCGUGGUCCUUUCCUAAAUCACUCCUCGACAAUCGCACAUAUCUCCUCUCCCAUGCUCCACUGGUCGAGCGUUUCAUGCUCACUGAUCAACAGUUGGGUGCAGUUUACACUCAUGAUUUCUCGGGUUGAUCGAGCGUAUUGGUUGAGAGUUGCACAUGGACCGUUUUGAGUGCCGUCGUUGUUGUAAAAUGUGAAUCUCUCAUAGCCGUGAGUAAAGGAUAUUGUGAUCGGUACCGCUUGUUGUCCAAGGCCAUCGGGGGUCACAGGGAAUCGUUAAAAUACGUCGAGUAAUCACAAUAAAACACAUUCCAAAUGAUUACUAAUCUACAACUCGCAUCGUAACAAUAGCCUGAUUACUAAUCUAGUAUAUAAUUACAAUCACUCCCCCCUUGAAUCUUUGCACCUGAUGAGUUAAUGAGUUAAUGAUGACGUCACCCUGCUGCUGCUCUAUAUAAGGACGGGAGACACAGCAGAGCCUCACCAUUCUGGCGAAUUGCCCGAUGAUGCUGGAUGCAAUUACCAGCGAAACGUCGUACUCAAAUUGUAAAUGUUGUGGCUUCAACACACCGGUGGGCUAAAGCAGUGAACUAUUUGUCUUUGUCAACGUGACACAUUUUUACUCAUUGGCCGUGUCGGGUGGUGGAGGGUUACGACACAUUUAUAAAUAACGCGAUCUAAACCCAAAAACUUUGAUAAUGAAUGUGUUCCUUCUUUUUACGUAUUGCCGAAAAUUUCAGUUGGUGCUAAUUUUUGCAUUGGUAUAAAGUAAAAGAAGACAAAAUUAUAAAAAACAAAAUAUAUAUAUAUAUACCGAGGGCUUCAGAACUGUAGUAAUUAUUGGUACCGGCUUACCGCCUGGCUUCUGCGUCUCAGCUUAUCUGCUGUUAGAUGCACAUUGCGUGAAGGACGACGCUAUAUAAAUCUAAACAUUAUUAUUGCCUGCAUUUAAUUCCCAUCGGUUGCCAUAAACGGCUGCGUUUUCAGUAGGUACUGAGAUGGUUAAUAUUUUCUGCAUUUGUAAUAAUGACUGUGUUUAUCCGAGCCAAUUGUUCGUAAAAGAAAAACAAUCCCCCGCGUGUCUGCGAAUAUCUUGGGGCGAAGGUGCCGCACCACCUUGUCUGACUCCCCUUCUCGCGUGUAUGUCGUUACUGUGUCCACCCAAUCAUUUUUUGUAAGCGGUUCAACAUUUUUUUUUAUUUUACUUGGGAGUCAGUUUCCUAUGAGCUUUCGCUGACUUCAUCGCAGCUAUCUGAAUCGAAUGUUUUUUUCUUCAUUUUAAAUGAAGGCUCGGCGUAAUAGGAUAUGAUGUUAGUCUAUACCAUAAUCCAAUUAAUAGUGUGUAUGUGGUCAAUGGUUAAACGUGGCUUGCCUAUAGAUUUUGCCCCCUAAAUCUCCCGUAUGAUCCUUGUGAAGAAUGUAUAUACAUGUGCGAAGAGACUAAUGGCUCUGUAAUUCUUGAAUUAUUUUUUUUAUCUUUUUUAAUACAAUACAAUGAGUCGUUAUACUGUAAUUGAAGGCUUUAACGUCUGUGUAAACAUACAUUAAAUAGCUUUCAUUAAUUUGAUGAUCUUCACAGUCAUACCAUCUGGUCCAGGAACUUUCGUGAAGUGAGGGGGUAGUGUUUUGUUCACACUCGCACAUAGAUAUUACUCGACAACCAUGAUAAUGUUUGGUGUCAGAUAAAAACUUCACAAUUUAAACUGUGCUCACUGAAACUGUCAUUUGGGAUGGCUGUGACAAUCUGUGUUAACUCAAUAAUUCCCAAAACAAGGCCCACCCGCUGGUUAAUUGGUAUGCAUUAGUCGUGUUGCUGUGAUGUGAACGUGUGUCAAGUGGGAGUUUGAUUUUAUUUAAACUAUUCCACCGGGGUCAGCAAAGGUCCUAUGCUAUUAAUGAAUGCGGAACUGCAUCAAUGGUUUUCGUGCGAUUUUACUUUGUCUCUUUAGAAAACGUGGCUGGCUGUCUGUGAACAACUGCAUUUAACGUCCUACCUAGUGCGUGGUUAAAUUGUCAAUAUAAAUAAAUGCAUUGUAUUUGGAUUUAGCAAAGCCAUCCGGCUGCCUAUGUAUUUGUAUUCGAAUGGAAUGUUUAAGAACAAUAUCGUUUAAUAUUCGUAAGAAGUAGCCGCAUCACAAUCAAGAAUUUAUGAUCGAUUUUUUUUCUAAUUUUGUAUUUGGUGACUUUUUUUGUAACAUACAUUCGGUGUUUUACUCUUUACAAAACCUUGCCGUUAUUCUGCUGGUGGUCAUUGCCCAUGACUUGUGCAUGAUGUCUUGUUUGCUUUUGAAAGUUCAUUGGGAAAUAAAUGCCUUUGUGGUGUUCCACGUAAUGGUUCUGUUUUGCGGUGAUUUCCACG